This is a messenger RNA of Schistosoma rodhaini, 5281 nucleotides long. The record is from the annotation of a GenBank genome assembly. Lineage: Eukaryota; Metazoa; Platyhelminthes; Trematoda; Strigeidida; Schistosomatidae.
AACACCGUUCAUAGCAGUUAUAAACAUUAAGGAAAACAUUAACCUUUUCUUCUAUUUUGUCAAUGAUUAUUCAAUUAUAUUAUAAUUAAAGUAAAAAAGGAGAAAAAAAAAGAAUCUUAUCAUCAAAAAUAUUCUUUCCAAAAUAAUUAUUUAUUAUAAAAAAUAGUAACCAUGGAAACAGCAUUUUCAAAAACAGUUGAUGAAGUUUUACAUCAUUUUGAAACAGAUCCAGAAACUGGUUUAAGUGAUGAACAAAUUAAAAAACAAACGGCAAAAUUUGGUCCAAAUGAACUUCCUGCUGAAGAAUCUAAAGCAAUUUGGCAACUUGUACUUGAACAAUUUGAUGAUUUACUUGUUAAAAUUUUAUUACUGGCCGCAAUUAUCUCAUUUGUACUUGCUUUAUUUGAAGAGAGUGAAGAAAGUAUAAGUGCAUUUGUAGAGCCCCUUGUUAUUCUACUUAUAUUGAUUGCUAAUGCUGUAAUUGGUGUUUGGCAAGAACGUAAUGCUGAAUCAGCUAUUGAAGCAUUAAAAGAGUAUGAACCGGAGAUCGCUAAAGUAUUUCGAAAAAGUCAUUAUGGUAUUCAACGAAUUAAAGCCAGAGAAUUGGUACCAGGUGAUAUUGUUGAAGUAUCAGUUGGUGAUAAAGUACCAGCUGAUAUGAGAAUAAUUAAAAUUAUGAGUACAACAUUAAGAGUAGAUCAAUCUAUCUUAACUGGUGAAUCUGUAUCCGUGAUUAAAUUCACUGAUGCUGUACCAGAUCCAAGAGCUGUUAAUCAAGAUAAAAAAAAUAUUUUAUUUAGUGGUACUAAUAUUGCAGCUGGUAAAGCAAGAGGUAUUGUUGUUUCUACUGGUCUUAUGACUGAAAUUGGUAAAAUUCGUAAUCAAAUGAUGGAUACAGAACCAGAUAAAACACCAUUACAACAAAAAUUAGAUGAAUUUGGACAACAAUUAUCAAAAGUUAUUUCAAUUAUUUGUGUUGCUGUAUGGGCAAUUAAUAUCGGACAUUUUAAUGAUCCAGCACAUGGUGGUUCUUGGUUAAAAGGCGCCAUUUAUUAUUUUAAAAUUGCUGUCGCCCUAGCUGUUGCUGCUAUUCCUGAAGGUUUACCAGCUGUGAUUACAACGUGCUUAGCAUUGGGUACACGUAGAAUGGCUGCUAAAAAUGCUAUUGUUCGUUCACUUCCAUCAGUUGAAACAUUAGGUUGUACAAGUGUUAUUUGCUCCGAUAAAACAGGUACACUCACUACAAAUCAAAUGAGUGUAUGCAGAAUGUUCAUAUUUUCUAAAGCUGAUGAUAAAGCACCAGAAGUACAUCACUUUGAAAUAACUGGAUCUAAAUAUGCACCAGAAGGUGAAGUAUUUUUAAAUGGUCAAAAAGUUGAAUCUGGUGAAUAUGAUGGACUUGUUGAAGUUGCAAAUAUCUGUGCUAUGUGUAAUGAUUCAGCUAUUGAUUAUAAUGAAACUAAACAUGUUUAUGAAAAAGUUGGUGAAGCAACAGAAACUGCAUUAUGUUGUUUAGUUGAAAAAAUGAAUGUUUAUAAGACUUCAAAAUCUGGAUUAUCUAAAAAAGAUUUAAGUAUGGCUUGUAAUCAUCAAAUUCAGGCUAUGUGGAACAAAGAGUUCACUCUAGAAUUUUCACGUGAUCGUAAAUCAAUGUCUGUUUAUUUACAAGUUAAACCAGCGUUUGCAUCCAAAGUUCCAAGUACUGCUGGUUCCGGAGAGACAGGACCUAGAAUGUUUGUUAAAGGUGCUCCUGAAGGUGUAUUGGAUCGAUGUACAUUUGUACGUAUAGGCAAUAAAAAAGUACCUAUGACACCUCCAUUGAAAGCUGAAAUAGUAAAACAUGUAGCAUCUUAUGGAACUGGUCGUGAUACACUAAGAUGUUUAGCUUUAGCAACAUGUGAUGCACCAGUAAACAAAGCACAAAUGGAUUUAGAAGAUUCGACUAAAUUUGUUAAAUAUGAACAAAAUUUAACAUUUGUUGGAGUUGUCGGUAUGUUGGAUCCACCACGUAUGGAAGUAUUUGACAGUAUAGCAAGAUGUCGUAAAUCUGGUAUACGUGUUAUUAUGAUAACUGGUGAUAAUAAAGCAACAGCUGAAGCUAUUUGUCGACGUAUUGGUAUUUUCAGUGAAGAUGAACCAACUACAGGGAAAUCUUUUACUGGACGUGAAUUUGAUGCAUUACCAAUUGAAGAACAAAGAGAAGCAUGUAGACGAGCAAGAUUAUUUGCACGUGUUGAACCUAUGCAUAAAAGUAAAAUUGUAGAAUUUCUUCAAGAAGAUGGUGAAGUAUCUGCUAUGACUGGUGAUGGUGUAAAUGAUGCACCAGCAUUAAAGAAAGCAGAAAUUGGUAUUGCUAUGGGAAGUGGUACAGCUGUAGCUAAAUCAGCAGCUGAUAUGGUAUUAGCUGAUGAUAAUUUCAAUUCAAUUGUAUUAGCUGUUGAAGAAGGACGUGCUAUUUAUAAUAAUAUGAAACAAUUUAUUCGUUAUUUAAUUUCAUCAAAUAUUGGUGAAGUUGUCAGUAUCUUUUUGACUGCUGCAUUGGGUCUACCUGAAGCAUUAAUUCCAGUACAACUUCUUUGGGUCAAUUUAGUCACUGAUGGUUUACCAGCUACAGCUUUAGGAUUUAAUCCACCUGAUUUAGAUAUAAUGGAACGUCCACCAAGAAAUAUUAAAGAUCCUUUAAUUUCUGGUUGGUUAUUUUUCCGUUAUGUUGCAAUUGGUGUUUAUGUUGGAUGUGCAACAGUUGGUGCAGCUGCUUGGUGGUUUAGUCUUUAUCCUAAAGGACCACAAUUGAAUUAUUAUCAAUUGGUAAGUGUAAUAAGAAAUGACCACAAUUCUUCUUAUGUUUUUUUAAGGAAAUAUAAAAGCAGUCUCUACAUCUUUUUAAUUAGACACUUUGAGUUUACUUCAGGUUAUUUACUAUUAAACCUUAAAGUUAUUAAUUCCUGUAAAGUUAAAUGAAAGCUAUUCAUUCAGUUAAAACAGUAGUCAUCUAUCCUUUUAGUUUAAAUCUGAUAAAUGUAAAUGUCUUUGAAACUAUAAACACCUUUUGCUCACGAGUAAAAAGUUAACACUAAAAAUAAUCAGACGAGGGUCUUGUGGAGAUUUUAGUAAUCUCAUAUGGUUUAGAUCAUGAGUCAAUUGAAGCUAGACCACCAUGGAAAAUCUGGAAGGACUGGACGGCCGUAUCGUCCUAUUUUAGGACUCAUCAGCAGUGCGCAUCCAUGAUCCCGCCUCACGAGAUUCGAACACAGGACCUAUCAGUCUCGCGCGCGAGCUCUUGACCGAUAGACCACUGAGCCGGUUGGCAUCCAAUGGUGUUAAUGUCCAACUUCAACCAAUCUACGAAUUUAAGCAACCGUCCACCAUUGUCUUCAGUGAGUUGAUACCUCACAACAGACCUGGUUGUGCCGGAGGAUUUAGAAACACACCAGUUACCACUUUUCAUUUCUGGUCGUUAAUAUUCCCCUUUUUAUGCACAACAACAACAAGAAAUAAGACUAGAAUGAAUCAAAACACCAUGUGAAAGGAUAAUGUUCUGAUGCAUUGUAAAAAAUUUUUUGAAAUUAGUCCGAUAUGAAGAUACAUUUUGUAGGAAAUUAUUACUAGCUAGAUAAUCAGGAAACAUCUGGGAACUCUCAGCAAACACCUCAUUCUAGUUUGAAAUUCCUCAAUAAUGAACAUUUACAAACAUGACAGAGACUGUUUCCAGCACUUAAAGGUCUUACGUUAUUCACUAGACGUUAAUAUUAAGAAGUGAAAAAUCAGACAUGUUUCACUGGUGAUAUUGAUAGUCUUCAAACUAUUUCACAAGUCAACUAAAGCUAGAAAAGUAGACUAUGAAUUUCAACUUAAUAGUCUAAAAUCAACGCUCUCACCUUAUAGCCUAAAGGUUUUUAGGUGUACAUUACUGAAAAACUGUGCUCUUUUGAGGAUGAAACUUUAAACUAUUAGUAUCAAAAAGUAUUUUCACAAAAAUUUAUAUCAUUAAAUAUCAUCUUGUAAACUAAAUAUCAUAGAUAUAAUUAAAAUUUACAUUCACAUCAUUAUGAUCUGUAAAUUAGUGUAGUACAAUGCUUCACUAAUCUUUCACCUCUAUAACCAUUAUAAUACAAAUCUCAACGAUGUAUGAAAUCAGAAGGUAAAGAGAAGCUACAACUACAGUUUAUUAUCAAAUGAUGCAGACCAUAAAGCUAUAAGCACAUGAGUAAGUAUCAGGGAGCAAUCGCAAGCAAUUACAUAGGCAGAUUUAUAGUCAAAUUGUAUGAGGGCGCAGUAAGACAAAACAAAAGCUAAUAAUAGGAUUUCAGUGCAUACAUAUAUGGGGAGGCUAUCAGCAACACUCUAGUGCCAGAAAGGGCAAACCAGAUUUCAGUGGAGGAAGAAAUCCAGAAGAAGAGCUGAAAGUGGAUAGGAUACACACUGAGAAAAUCACCCAACUGCGUCACAAGGCAAGCCCUAACGUGGAAUCCUCAAGGCCAAAGGAAAAGAGGAAGAUCAAAGAACACAUUACGCCGAGACAUGGAGACAGACAUGAGAAGAAUGAACAACAAUUGGAUAGAACUAGCAAAGAAAGGCCCAGGACAGAAUGGGUUGUAGAAUGCUGGUCGGUGGCCUAUGUUCGAUUGGGAGUAACAGGCGUAAGUAAGUAAGUAAGUAAGUAUAUAAGGGGAGGAGAAUGAAUCAUCGAAUGAUAUCUAAACAAUCAACGUUUUAGCUCGAGUCUGUCAUGUGCUCUAGUGAUCAUAACAGUACAAACAUAUAUAUGCAAAUUGUUACUAUCCAAAUGACAAUAUCUGUUAAGUAAGUUAAUAAAAAAGGGUUUAAUUAAAAUUAACCAUAAUUGAAAUUGGUUGUAUGAUAGUUGCUAUAUUAGCAUCGACCUGUUACCAAGUCAUAGAAGAAGAAGAAAAAGAAAAAGAAGUAAUCACAAUUAUUCAAAUGAUUGACAUUUUAUUGAAGGUCAGGUUUGUAUUUUAUAUCCAUCUAUUUAUUUAUUUAUUUUAAUUAACCGAACAAAUGCAUAGAUUUCAUUACAUCACUUUUAUAAUGAUAAUCAAAUUCAUUCAAUGGUUUCAAUAAUUGACAUUUUCAUUUAAAUAAACAAUAUAAAUAUAAAUAUCUUCAAAGAAAUGGAAUGUAUUCAAUUAUUUUAUUAACCUAAAAGUACAUUUUAUAUCUUCAUUCAACACAUCAAUCCAAGAUAAAUGAUAAAACAAACUGAUUAAAAUUAUUAGAAGGGGGUUUUGUGAAGGUUUUUAGUAUUUUCAUAGUUGAAAUC